Molecule: messenger RNA, 1047 nt
Organism: Closterium sp. NIES-65
Lineage: Eukaryota; Viridiplantae; Streptophyta; Zygnematophyceae; Desmidiales; Closteriaceae
Source: the annotation of a GenBank genome assembly
AUGUACAUCACCCUCUACUACAUAAUCACCCGGCUCCCUGACUCUCUUCGGGUAGUCAGGGACCACUUCCUCUCUGUUUGCCCCACCACUCUCACCGUUGAUCUCCUCGAGAAGGCCCUCCUAGUGACAGAGAAGAGCAUAGUCGCUGUAGGAGCCUCUCGUGGUGACCCUCGCACCCCCCUCUUUGAGGGGUGUUCUCCCUCCCCCCUCUUGCCCUCUGUUGCCUUUGCUGCUGCGGCCGACCUCGUUGGUUUCGAGUCGGUCGGCGCUGCGUCUGCCCUGAGCGGGAGAUGCCGCACCGACAAGGGCAAGGGGGGCAAGGGCACUGGAGGGGCUGGACAGGGCGGUGGAGGUGGUGGAGGAGGCGGUGGAGGGAGUGGGGGUGGUGGUGGGAGUGGUGCCGGGGGUGGCGGCGGCGGCGGCAGUAGUGGAGGCGGCGGAGGCGGUGGAGGUGGCGGAGGGAGCGGAGGCGGCGGAGGUAGUGGAGGAGGCGGAGGUGGAGGAGGCGGCGGAGGCGGCGGCGGCGGCGGAGGCGGCGGUGGUGGAGCGAGUCGUGACUCUGCGCCGAGGAGUGGCGCCGGUGGUGGUCAGCGCCAGCAGCAGCAGCGGAGUGGUGUGACCCUGUCCCCUCAGCACCUUCCUGAGUGGUACACUGCACGCCAGCCCGGUGGGGGUUUUGGUCCCUGCUUUUACGCCGGGGUUGCUAUCUUUGAUCUUGACUUUGAUGCUAUCCUUGCUGCCAUGUAUGCUGUUGCUGAUAGUGUUGAGGGUGCCAGUUACCUGUGUGUACUGCCUAACCCGGGCAUUGAGGCUGCUGCGCUAAGUGCUGGUGAGGCUGCUGCUCUAGGUGCUAGUGCGUCUGCUGCCCCAGGUGCCAGUGCGUCUGCCGCCCCAGGUGCUGGUGAGUCUGCUCUCUCAGGUACUACGUCGGCUCAGGCCUUCCAUACCUUCACCCUGGACUUGGGUGCGUCCCGCUCCUUCUUUCGAGACCGCACCACUCUUACGCCGCUCAGUCGGCCGGUUGCAGUCUCCCUUCCACCGCCUUAG